This is a messenger RNA of Anarrhichthys ocellatus (wolf-eel), 919 nucleotides long. RefSeq names its product transcription factor BTF3-like. The record is from RefSeq and is a predicted model, not a curated record. NCBI's taxonomy places the organism in Eukaryota, Metazoa, Chordata, Actinopteri, Perciformes, Anarhichadidae. The coding region runs from base 87 to 572 and encodes 161 amino acids. The transcript has 6 exons.
UAUCAAUCUCCUGCGUCACUUCCGGUCCUCGCUCUUUUCUCUGAGCUUCUAUCGGCUGUGUGACCCGCGUGUUUACACACUCCCAGAUGAAGGAGUACAUAAUGAACCAGGAGAAGCUCGCCAAACUGCAGGAGCAGGUCCGCAUAGGAGGCAAGGGGUCGGCCCGCAGAAAGAAGAAGGUGGUGCACAGGACGGCAACAGCAGAUGACAAGAAGCUGCAGUUCUCCCUCAAGAAACUGGGAGUCAACAACAUCUCUGGCAUUGAGGAGGUGAAUAUGUUCACAAACCAGGGGACGGUGAUCCACUUCAAUAACCCAAAGGUUCAGGCCUCCUUGGCUGCCAACACCUUCACGAUCACGGGGCACGCCGAGAACAAGCAGCUUACAGAGAUGCUCCCGGGAAUCCUAAACCAGCUGGGAGCCGACAGUCUCACCAGCCUCAGGAGAUUAGCGGAGAACCUGCCCAGACCAGCUGGAGAGAACAAAGCCCCCAUGGUGAUCGCUGAGGAGGAUGAUGAGGUUCCAGAUCUCGUUGAAAACUUUGACGAGGCCUCAAAGGACGAGGCAAACUAACAAACGCCAGCAAACAUGUCGAGGCCACUCUCAGCUCACCGUACUUUGACACGGCAACACAUUUUCUAAUUGUUAAUCUCUGCAAUCGCUCUGCAGCUACAAACAAAAAAAUGUAGGUUUUAAAAAUUGUAACCAUGACAAUUGGGCUAAAAUGUACUUUUUCUUUUUUACGGUAACUUCAUUUAUCCUCCUGUUCGAUUUGCCUCAUUCUGCAGUACAAAUGAGAUGAUUUAAUUCAGUGGAAUGUGCAAACCUCUCUUACAUGCCUCUCCUGCAUUGUGAUGCCCACAUCCCAAAUGUAUUGGUGGAAUGAAUCAUGUAAUAAAAAUUACAUCAAAAAUGAAAAA